Messenger RNA from Dermacentor andersoni, 2993 nucleotides. It is a transcript of the gene Hmgcl, whose product is annotated as hydroxymethylglutaryl-CoA lyase. The record is from RefSeq and is a predicted model, not a curated record. NCBI's taxonomy places the organism in Eukaryota, Metazoa, Arthropoda, Arachnida, Ixodida, Ixodidae. Gene Ontology annotation, biological process: L-leucine catabolic process; ketone body biosynthetic process. Gene Ontology annotation, molecular function: hydroxymethylglutaryl-CoA lyase activity.
UUCAAUUUCUAGUGCCCGUCUGCUGUGUUAUUACCUUUCUUAGCAGCAGCCGGAUAGACUUGGAAAACGUUACAAGCAUAAAUUGGUCCAAGUGACUGACCUUGACCCGCAGUGAAACAUGAGCCGAUCGGCGCCGGUCAGCACGCGAUGCUACCAGCUGUUUCGUGCUUUGCGUUGUGUGCUGUAGGCUGCUCGUGUGCGCUGCUAGGUGAACAUGGAUCUCGAGGGAGCGUUUCAUGGAACUUCGAUUUUCCGCACAUAGCCGGGGUAUAUUGAUCAUACACCAGCCACUUAAGGUCUGUUGCCCGACUGUUGUAACUCUCGCGGAGUAUCUGUCAGCAGUUUGUAAUUACGGUUAUUUUCUCUGACGCUAAUUGGGCAUUCGUUUAAUCACUCGCGGAAAUUUUUCGUGUACGAAGCGCGUGUUCGUACAUUUCUUUUCCGGCAAUCCUAUUUUGUUUCUGCCUGCAUUAAUUCAGUUGGCAGGAUGGUACCGCUGCUUCUGUAAUAUCGAUCACUGCUUCAACUACUAAGUCACGGGCACACAGUGGUCUGCGGACAUCCGUACGCAGGUGCUCCUCCGGCUGCUUAAACCAGUUCUCCCAGCACAUACGGAAUUCCAUCAAAACCGAAGAAGGAAAAAAGAAAAAGUAGCCGCACAUUUGUUUUUGUUCUUUGCUUGCCGGGAGCCGCAAAGGGAAAAGUCGCGCGACGAGCGCCCGUUGGGCACGUGACUUAAUCACCCCAGCGAUUGGCUUGACGAUUGGGCUUUACGACUGACGUCAGCACGCGUCACAGCGAGGGAGAGGGUGUGGGGUAUUUGAGUUCAGUCGCGGUUUCUGUGACCUCUCAGAACACGAUUGAACUAUUUCCGCGAGGAGGAGCUCCCCACCCCUUCCGAUCAGAAAGCAAAACUGUUGCGUCGCGAUCACUCUCACCUUGGUUCUUCGUUCCGUCGGCGCGGAUUGUUGAGCGGAGAAGCGCACCCUUGGAUAUAACAUGGUUGUUGCGGAGUUCGAACAAUUCACACAUCCAAAGAACAUUGGAAGCUUCCCAGACUAUGUUAAAGUGGUUGAAGUGGGCGCCAGGGAUGGCCUUCAGAAUGAGAAGGAGAUAGUGCCAACGAAUACGAAGAUUGAACUUAUCAACAGGCUGGCGAGUUCGGGUCUCCCUGUUGUGGAAGCGACAAGCUUCGUUUCACCCAAGUGGGUCCCUCAGAUGGCAGACCACUCGGAGGUGCUGAGGGGCAUUGAGAAGCACAAGGGUGUCAGCUAUCCGGUUCUUGUGCCCAACAUGAAGGGCUUCAAAGAAGCGCUUGCUGCUGGGGCCAAGGAAAUUGCCGUGUUCGGAGCUGCGUCUGAAACAUUCACACAGAAGAACAUCAACUGCAGCAUAGAAGAGAGCAUCAAGAAGUUCUAUGAUGUCAUCGAGGCCGCGAAAGCAAACGACAUUAAAGUCAGAGGAUACGUGUCGUGUGUGGUGGGCUGCCCGUACGAGGGCGCCACGUCACCUGACGUGGUGGCCAAGGUGGCUGGCAUGCUGUACCGGGCAGGCUGCUAUGAGAUUUCCUUGGGGGAUACCAUCGGCGUCGGCACGCCGGGAACCAUGCGGCCAAUGUUGCAGGCGGUGCUCAAGGAGGUCCCAGCAAGCGCUCUGGCCGUCCACUGUCACGACACUUACGGCCAGGCGCUGGCCAACAUCCUGACUGCCUUGGCCAUGGGCGUGGCCGUGGUGGACAGCUCUGUGGCGGGCCUCGGUGGCUGCCCCUACGCACGUGGCGCGACGGGAAACGUUGCCACCGAGGAGGUCCUGUACAUGCUGCACGGAAUGGGCAUACCCACGGGUGUUGACCUUCAAAAGGUGAUCAGCGUGGGUGACUUCAUCUGCAAGGCGCUCAACAGGCCAAACAAUUCCAAGGUGUCGCGAGCCCUGAGCAGGCUCUGAGUCACACGUGUAGCCAGUCUUCACCGCUUCAUUCCGGAAGCCAAAGCCCCAUCACUCCCAUCGUCAUCAUCACUGCCCAAUGUUGGUCACGUUGGCUCCUCCCUGGCUCCUGUCGGCACAUUGCUGACUUGGCUUGGAAGGUGGCUCACCACUAUAGUCAUUGUUUUCGUACCGACCUCAGCAAUGUUUUUUUUUCUGAUGGCCUUGUAUUUAAGAACCUCAUUAUUGAGCAGUUCACGUAGUCACCGCAGAUGCUUUGCGCGUAUUUAUUUUCACGCAGUACCUUAUCGCUUAGGUUAAUUAUAUGUACAGUUUCAUCGUAUACUUCACUUGUGCCAUUUCUUUUGACACAUCUGUGUUACUGUGCUGUUUUGCAUAUUCAAAGCAGCUUUUGUGGUCUGGGUCAACACACGGUCACCAGGAUAGUUGAAGACCUCUGAUCAUUACUAUUUCUUUGUAACUUAUGAAAUUAAAUUAACUCGAGUUUGGUGCUAGUGAGAUGUGUUAGCUUAUAGAUUUUACGUUGAUACAUAGGGAAGACAAUGAAGCCUGUUACCAGAAUGUUGUACACAUGAACAUUGCACUGGAAAUAAUUCAUUAAAGUUUAUUUGAUGCAACUUGUUUCUUUCAGUACAGCCUGAUGGAUUAUUUUAUAUAUGAGCUGUAAAUCAUUGCCUUUGUUCACUGGAUGCAUGCAUUCUGUGGCUUUCUUUGUUGGUGUCAGUGCAAAUGUAACGGGAAUUGCCUGUGUCAAGCUUCGUGUUGUGAAAUUUUGUCAUUUUCCAGUUGAAGGCCAAAAGUUUCUCAGAUUGUGCACUGUGAUAGUGGCAUAAGAAAACACACAUUUCCAGCAGGGAUAUCCUUUACUGUUCCUUAAGAAAUGUUUCAUGAUGUUAUUUUUUCUUGCAUCUUUUUUUUUUUUGUGAGCAUACACAUUCAAGGACAGCAUCCAUGCUUUGACAAUCAAGCUGCCUGUACCUUCUGUAUAGAGCUUUAUUAUAUAAGCUUCAAAAUGCAGUUGUUUACAAAUAAAAUUUGUUGCUACAAAG